Messenger RNA from Punctularia strigosozonata HHB-11173 SS5, 402 nucleotides. RefSeq names its product glutaredoxin. Lineage: Eukaryota; Fungi; Basidiomycota; Agaricomycetes; Corticiales; Punctulariaceae. Gene Ontology annotation, cellular component: Golgi lumen; cis-Golgi network; cytoplasm. The record is from RefSeq and is a predicted model, not a curated record. The transcript has 4 exons. Gene Ontology annotation, biological process: cellular response to oxidative stress. Gene Ontology annotation, molecular function: glutathione disulfide oxidoreductase activity. The coding region runs from base 1 to 402 and encodes 133 amino acids.
AUGGUGACAUCGACGAGCAAGGAGUUGUCGGCAGUGGUCGGCAACCAGGUGUUGGAGCUGAGCUUGUACGACGACGCGUGGACACCGAGCGUCAAGACGCUGAAUGAUCAGUAUCCUCUCGUGGUGUUCAGCAAGACGUACUGCCCGUUCUCAAAACGUGGCAAAGCUCUUCUCGAAUCGUACAAGCUGGUACCGCCCCCGAAAGUUGUCGAAGUAGACCUGCGAGGGGAUGGGACGACCAUCCAGACGAUACUCGGCCGGUUAACCGGCCGGCGCACCGUACCCAAUGUCGUACUCAAAGGUAAUUCGAUAGGCGGCUCAGAUGACAUCCAUGCUCUGCACGCUCAGGGAAAGCUCAAACCCCUGCUGGAAAGCGCGGGAAUAAAAGUUACGGGCAUUUGA